Molecule: messenger RNA, 824 nt
Organism: Culex pipiens pallens (northern house mosquito)
Lineage: Eukaryota; Metazoa; Arthropoda; Insecta; Diptera; Culicidae
Exons: 4
Coding region: 97-612 (171 amino acids)
Source: RefSeq, a predicted model, not a curated record
CCUAAGCAAGUGCAUGUCCGCGCACCAACGUGCACGAGUGUGGUCAAAAGCCACGUGUGUUCCGCGUUCGAGGAAAGUUUCGCGAACGGUGUUAACAUGAAACGCCGCUACGCGCCAGAGAACACGCCGCGAGAUGAGGAAACGUUGCUAGCUCCAUAUUCGCAGGAAGACGUUCCACUGAACGUGAAAAUACCAGCACCCAGCAGCGGUGCUACGCUAAAAGAGCGUUUGUCCGCUGGAAUGGCGACGAUGGAAAAGUUGUCGGGUAAGGCGGCGACUCCUGCUAAGAAAAUCAGGAAACCGCUUCAAUACCAACCUCGGGCCGGAGGCGCACAUGGGAGGCAACCCGGCGCUGAUGUACCCGCCGAGCCGUCGGUAGAUGCACAAAGCAAUCCGGAUAUUGCUUUGAUGUCAGCGUUACGGCGACUGAGGGCCAACAUGCAGAAAAUCGUGGAAAGACAAGUAGCAACUCCACAUGAGGUGUGGAGUAUGUUGGAAGAACAGAAGGAGUUGCGGGGGAUGUUGUCGACGCGGACACCGUUGCGGAAUUCGAUCGAGAUGUUUUUGGACCUGUUGGAAGCGUUGCUGCGGGCGAAAAUGCAAUUGCGGUAGAUUGUCGGUGUAGCGUGAAUUUAUAGGCCCCCAAAACCAAAGCUAAAAACUCGAUUCGCCACCUACAUUCGAGUAGGAGAACUAUGGUGCAAGGUUACGUUUACGUUUUUGCGUGAUUAGUGCAAAGGGAAGUGAAAACAAUUUUAAGGUUUUUUAAAAGAAAAUUGAUCUUUUCGAAUAUAAUAAAGUUAACAGGAGGUAAGAAAUUAAAA